CAUAAUAUUUUCAACAACUUACCUAAAAAUACUACUCUUACUAUAAAUGCUUAGUGAAAUAAUAAUGAGUAGUGAGAAAAUGGGAAACUGGGGAAUAAUAGAAGAAGGUUGGAGAAAAGGCCCUUGGACUGCUGAAGAGGACAGAUUGCUCAUUGAAUAUGUCAAGUUGCAUGGUGAAGGCAGGUGGAAUUCUGUUGCUAGGCUUACAGGGUUGAAAAGAAAUGGAAAAAGUUGUAGGUUGAGAUGGGUAAAUUACUUGAGGCCAGACCUAAAGAGGGGGCAAAUAACCCCACAUGAAGAGAGGAUCAUUCUUGAGCUUCAUGCUAGAUGGGGCAAUAGAUGGUCAACUAUUGCUCGAAGCUUGCCAGGAAGAACUGAUAAUGAGAUCAAGAACUAUUGGAGGACACAUUUUAAGAAAAAGACCAAGAACUCGUGUGCUAACUCUGAAAAGUCAAGAGCUCGUCUUUGGAAAAGACAACAAUUUCAACAACAACAGCAACAUCAACUGCAACAACAACAACAACAAAUCAACAAUCAAAUCGACAUCAAAAGAGUGAUGUCGUUUUUCGAUCAUAAUGAGAAUAAAGUACCAACUAUGCCUCAAGCAAAACAAGAAACGACAGUUUUGUACCCAAACACAGUUGAUCAACAAAAUCAAGUUGGCUUCUUCUACUCUAUGCUCAAUGGUUGCUCUUCUGUAUCAGUGCCUGAGCCUUCCUCUGAUGAAGAUAUUAUGUGGGAUGGAUUAUGGAAUUUGGAUGAUUUUUAUGGCCAGUUCAUCAAUACUACAACUUACAACAAAACCAUUACUACUCCUAAUUGCCUGUAAACUAUGGCUACUACUCCAGCUUUUUAUUAAAUCCUCAUCAAGAAAAUUUCUACAAGUUUUAGUACUAUUUUCACUCCUUUUUCUCAGUGCUUCUUUACACCUUGUUGCUGGUUGGGAGCCAAAGAAGGUUUAUCCGACCAUGAUAUCCAGACCUCGGCGCAAUGGUAAAGUUGUCUUAGUCAUGUGACGAUCACAGGUUCGUAUCGUGAAAGCAACCACUAAUGCUUGCAUUAAGAUAGGCUGUCUACAUUAUAUCCCUUGAGAUGCGGCUCUUUUGAACCCUGCUUGAACGCGAGAUGCUUUAUGCACUGUGCUGCCCUGAAAAAGAAAAUUCAGGUUAAAUAAUUUUGUAAGUCUCUACGAGAUCAUGUUAGGACUUUAGACUUUAUUUUAACAUUAUGUACUUUGUGCUAUCUGAGCUGCAAAAAAAGCUCAGUAAUGGUGAUUAGUGUGAUGCUCAUGUUGAGGAAAUUGUACCAUAUAAUUA
Messenger RNA from Nicotiana attenuata, 1316 nucleotides. RefSeq names its product myb-related protein 305-like. Lineage: Eukaryota; Viridiplantae; Streptophyta; Magnoliopsida; Solanales; Solanaceae. Gene Ontology annotation, cellular component: nucleus. The coding region runs from base 47 to 829 and encodes 260 amino acids. The transcript is spliced from 3 exons. Gene Ontology annotation, molecular function: sequence-specific DNA binding; DNA-binding transcription factor activity. The record is from RefSeq and is a predicted model, not a curated record. Gene Ontology annotation, biological process: regulation of DNA-templated transcription.